Messenger RNA from Hydatigera taeniaeformis, 696 nucleotides. Lineage: Eukaryota; Metazoa; Platyhelminthes; Cestoda; Cyclophyllidea; Taeniidae. The record is from the annotation of a GenBank genome assembly.
AUGGUUUCGGGGCUUUCAGGUGGCGUUUUUCUAAUCCUUUUUGUGACACUUUUUCGGACUCAUUGCGCAGUCAUCCCGCAAGACAGUAACGUAAAAUCCGCUUCACAAAAAGACAGUGAAACGCCCAACGCCCCAACAUACUAUAAACGGUUCCUUCAUGGGUUUCUCGCAUCAGUCUACGUAAUAAUAAUAUCUGAACUCGGUGAUAAGACGUUUUUCAUUGGCGCAAUACUUUCGAUUGAUCACCCGAGACUUCUUGUUUAUGGCGGUGCCAUGUUUGCACUGGUUACAAUGACUGUUUUAUCUGCUUUACUUGGUUUCGCCACUGAAGUUCUUCCACGCGUUUACACCUACUACGCGUCUGCUUUUAUCAUGAAUCCUGAAGAUAGCAAAGAGGAAUAUAAGGAAGUUGAACAGCAGCUAUCAGCUAAUGAAAUAAGGGAAAUAACGUUUUGUGCUCAUUUUCGAAGUUUUCUUCAAAGCAUUCUUUCACCAAUUUUUGUUGAAGCGUUUGUGAUGACAUUUCUCGCCGAAUGGGGAGAUAGAUCGCAGAUUACGACAAUCGUUCUGGCAGCCCGUGAAGACGUGGCUGGCGUCAUUGUCGGUGGCGUAUUGGGUCAUGGCUUGUGCACAGGCUUGGCUGUUCUAGCCGGUCGUAUUGUGGCUCAUCGUAUUCCCGUCAAGUGGUCCUUGUAA